UAUACCUCUUUUUACAUGCAAAUGUAUCAAUGUACGGUUUGUGCAUUGUCAAUAAUGGACGGUUUACUGGUAGACAACUGGUGCAUAACCAUUUAUGUUUUAUAGUGAUUUAUUUUAAUGCGUAAAUCUGCUCAGUGUUAAACACCAUUGUCCCCUCCAGUGUCAACACCAUCCCCAGGAUCCAAGCUGAACUGCUAAAUCUGUAACUGGAUUCUGGACUUCCUGAUGGGCUGCCACCUAGGUGGUGAGGUUCACCUUACACCAUUUCCAAUGAGAUUCCAACUGGGCAUUGAAGACAGGAAGAAAAGAUGACUAGAUGCAGUGACAGCGACAAUUAUGGAGUGACUUCAUUCCCGUCGCUGACCCGUCUCCCAAAACAAUGCAAAAAGCAUGUGUCUUUCCCUCCGGAUGAAGAAAUAGUGUCAGGCUUUGCAGAGUGCAAGGACAUGAGCAAUGUUGACAGCCUCACCUUGGCAGAGGUAAUUGAAGCCUACAAGAGGAGCUGUGACAAGCACCAGGUGGAACCCAACGCCAAGAUUCUGGAACAACUUGAGCAGGCUAUCUGUUUAAAUGGCAGGUCCCCAUGUCUGGAUUUGAAAGGUGAGCGAUUAGACAGCCACUCCUGCGAGGCUCUGGAAGUCAUACUGAAAUCACUGAGCUUUGAUUUCAUCAAUCUACAAGCGGCAGAGCUGGAGGAAAAUGGAGUAUCGUCCUUGCUGGAUAUGAUUUUGUAUUAUGAAUCUACCACCCAUCUUGACAUCUCUGACAACACAGGCAUGGGGAUAUCUGGUUGGAAGGCUCUCUCUCAUUUGAUAAAGCAGAGUGUGUGUCUGUGCAGGCUGGAUGUGUGUAAUGUGGCUCUACAACAGUAUCCAGUCCAAGUCCUGUCAACAGCCCUCCUCAACAGCAGACUCACCGUGUUGCGCCUCCAAAGCGCCCAGCUCAGUGGCAGACCCCUCUUCACACUGGUGGGUGCUCUGAAGAACAACAGAAUGCUCCGGGAGCUGUACCUGUCCAACAAUGGUCUGAACAGUGAACAGGACUCUAUGCAGAUCAGAGACUUGCUUAGAUAUAACAGCAUCAUCCAUUACUUGGACCUCAGUAAUAACACUAUUUCAGACUCAGGACUGGAGGAGAUCUGUGGUGGUCUUAGAGUCCAAACCGAAGGACUGAAAGUUCUGAUUCUGUGGAACAACCAAAUUUCCCCAAAUGGACUGGUGCAUCUAGCUAACGUUCUGCCCGUCCUAAACAGUUUGGAGACGUUGAACCUUGGGGAUAAUAACCUGCAGAACAGAGGGAUCCACGCACUGAGGGAGGCUCUGAUAAAGAACCGCUCACUCCUGCACCUAGGUCUUCGGCACACAGACAUCACAUGUGAAGGUGCUGUGGCCUUGGCUGAGUUCCUAGCUGAGAGCCGUCAGAUCCAGCACUUGGACGUGUGUGAGAAUGAGGUCAGAGCCGGCGGCCUCAUGGCUUUCUGUCUGGCCCUACGAAUCAACCGCAGUAUCACCUCACUGGGCCUGGACCGCACCCCCAAGCAGGAACAGGAGGACUUCCUGAUGGAGACCCAGAAGAGUCUGCUCAGAGAGAUCGGCGAGCUCUGUGAGGGGAACCGGGCCGCCGCCGCCACGCUCCUCUGAGGACCCACUGACAGCCCAGCGCCGUGACUGAAACGGAUAUAUGUACGCCAAGACAGAAAGACAGAAACGUACAACCACGCGAGUACGUCACACGCACGCACACACUUCCCAGCUGACUGCAGAUCUGUUGGAGUACGAAUUCUGUGGCAAAUAAUGAUGACUAUUAAACUCCAAAUAUGGGCAAUAAAUCUGGACCUGCUCCCAAAUGGCACCCUAUUCCCCAUCUGAUGCCCUUCUGACCCGGGCCAACAGGGCUCCAGUCAGAGGAAGUGCACUGUGUAGGGGGUAGCAUGCUAUCUUUUGACACGAGUCCAGCCUCCCUGCUGUUUCCAGGUUAAUGUUCCCGCCGAGGCUCGCACACUUUCCAUAAAGCAAUUUUGUAAGCCCACUCCAAAUGUGAAUCACCCAGAAAUGAAACGAACUGUUCCCUCUGUUCUGUGCCUCGUUCUCCUCCUGCCACCCCCCUCCUCGGUCUCACUCAUUUAAUGUCCCCGGAGAGUGACGCAGACUGAAGCUGAGGUGUAUGCUCUCUCCUUUUGUGUGUGCAUGUGUGUGUGUGUGACUUGUAAAUCGCCGUUUGCUUGUGUUGUUUCAACAUCAUUAAUGUUCACCCAGUCCCAGACCGGGAGAAACUCUGGUUUCUCAUUGUGAAUUUGACCCAUCAGUGGCAACAUCAGCCGCAACAAAUUUGAACUUUGCCUUCUUCCGUUCAAACACAUCAGUUGAGGGACAGACUUGGCCAGUCAAACUAUUAAUACAUAUGUACAGUCUCCAGGAUGUCACACAGCUUUAAAGACAACAGUCUGUCAUCACUAUUUAUUGUACUGUUUUGUGUUGUUUUUAGGAGGAUUCACAUAAUCAAUUUGCACUGUGGAAUUUGCAUCGUUAGGAUUCAUAGUAGAGAACUUGAUUUAGCUCCUAACAACAACUUCCCACCUGCAUAUUACCAUUUCAGUCAAUGGAUUUGGAGCGGUGAAACUUAUGUUAAAACUAUUGAAGCCUGACUAAGACAACAGGGGAUCACCUGAGAACAGUAACAAUUUUAAUAUUUUAUCGACUGAUGGAGAUGUUGUUUUAUUUCCUUGUGAUUUCCUAUAUUGCUUCAUAGUCGACUCAAAUUCUUCGAUUUGUCCGUCGCGCUUAUAAAAAGUGUGUAUUUGUCACACAGACAAAAAUGUGUCUCUGCAGUAAAAAGAAAUUACAGACUGGCGGCUAUGGAAGGCAUUACUUGGCUUUGACAUAAGUAUCAUGAUAAUGAGAGCGUGGGCAGAGCGCUCCUCUGCAUAACCACUCAGUUAAUGUAAAGACUCUUCUAAUGCACGCUACGUCCAGGACUUACUGUACCAUUGCAGUGAUUCCAUAGUGUAUUUGUACUUUUUGUCGUUAUAAAACCAAUAGAAGUUAGUGAAGGAGAACAAUUUCAAGAAAGCAAGUAUUGCAUUGCUGCUGGCCAACCCAAACACGCUGCUUUUCUCUCCCAGCUGUGUCCAUGUUUCUGCCUGCGUCCUCAACGUCACCCUAGUCCUUUUUUCGGUUGCACUUGUUUUGAUUAGUGCCCAAAUUGCUGGUCAAAAGUAGUGCACUAAAUAGGGAAUGUGCCAUUUGAGAGAGCUUGUUUUUGUCCUCUCUUCUAAAUCCCUGUUUAUUAAAGAUGUCCUGAUUGACAGAUGAGGGCAGACGGGCGUAUUUAACAGGGGAUGAUCUCUCCCUUUUCGUCCUUGGGUGUGAAUUGGGUUUCACGCUGCCUGGAUUCCCACCCAAACACCCCCUGUC
Molecule: messenger RNA, 3413 nt
Organism: Esox lucius (northern pike)
Lineage: Eukaryota; Metazoa; Chordata; Actinopteri; Esociformes; Esocidae
Product: protein phosphatase 1 regulatory subunit 37
Exons: 12
Coding region: 309-1640 (443 amino acids)
Molecular function (GO): protein binding
Source: RefSeq, a predicted model, not a curated record